Molecule: messenger RNA, 1938 nt
Organism: Chara braunii
Lineage: Eukaryota; Viridiplantae; Streptophyta; Charophyceae; Charales; Characeae
Source: the annotation of a GenBank genome assembly
GGGUAUAUGCAAUGCUCCCGCAACUUUUCAGCGAGCCAUGAACAUGAAUUUUCAGAAUUUCGUACGAAAGACUCGUUUGGCACAGAGCAUCAUCAACUACUGCGUGAUUGUGUACAUGGAUGAUAUCCUAGUGUAUUCGAGUUAUUAUGAGGGACACGUGCAGCACAUCGAAUGGGCAAUGCAUGCGUUACGAGAUGCAGGUUUCAAGGUGGCACUUGAGAAGUGUCAAUUUUUGCUCACCACCAUUUCUUUCCUAGGGCACGUGGUCACAGACAAGGGACUCCAACUGGAAUCGCAGAAGGUGGCAGCUGUCAGGGACGCGCCAGUGCCUACCACUAUCACGCAAGUUCUCGCCUUUCUGGGCCUAGCCUCGUAUUACCGAAGAUUUAUUAAGGGCUUCGCGGCGAUUGCGGGACCCCUCACAAAUCUCCUGCGCAAGGAUCAGCCGUUGAUAUGGACGCCGGAGUGCGCUCAAGCAUUUUCCAAACUCAAGGCUGCUCUCAUUUCGGCUCCAGUCCUUAUAAGACCGGAUCUUGAAAAGCCUUUUGUUCUAAUCACCGACUGGCAGCCAGAGGCGAUUUCGGCGAUCCUUGCCCAGGCGGGACCAAGCGGACUCGAGAAUGUGGUGGAGUAUGCGUCCAAAUUAGUGCCCGCCUGCAAGCGCAACUACGCCGCUCCGACGGGAGAAUGUUAUGCGGCUCUCUGGGGAAUCAGUCACUUUCGUGCUUACCUAUAUGGGCGAAAAUUCACCCUAGUGACUGAUCAUGGGCCCCUGUUGGCUCUGAAGAGGUCGAAGGAUUACUCGGGCAUGAUUGGAGGAUGGGCAACGGUGCUGCUGAGCAUGGACUUUGACAUCCGUCAUCGGAAGCACAAGAGGCAUGGAAAUGCGCAUGGAUUGACACGGUUACACAGGCCUGAGAAAGUUCAGAAAAUACAAGUGAAGUGGACGGGCACUAUCGAGCACCCCACGUGGAUCGAGAAUCCGGAGCUGCUGAUCAUACAGGGUUGGAGGACUAACGCAGAAGGAGAUCUUAUUGGAUUCCUCUUUGGAUCGGUGCAACCAGGACGCCGUCAGUUGAUUGCAGAGGAGCUCAUCGCACCGAUUGUGCAAUUGGCGGACGACCUCUCGCCCGACAUCUGCUUUCAGAGUGACAGCAGUCCUGCUCCGUACAUUUUUGAGCGAUCCUUGGAUCCGUACCUUCAGUGGACUUCGUGCUUGGAGGAACCUAGCAACGAGGAUACACUACAAUCGCAGCGGAAGUAUCUGAAGCCGUACGAGAUCCCCUACGCCUUCUACCCGAGGGCAGAAGAAGUGUCGAUCAACGACAAGGACGAAGAAGAAGGCGACAACGAGGAAACAUCGGAGGAGGGAAGCCAUAGCAAACAUAGUGAGGGCGAGCUGAGUGAGGAGGAAGAAGAAGAAGGAGAAACAGGGUCCGAGAGGGAAGCCCCGCCGGAGGAAGCAACGCGUACGGAAACGGAGGCAGAAGAUCCGGAAGCGGCUCAAAAAUGCGAAGAAAUUGCCGCUGGGAAGCGCCAGCUGGAGUGCGCCAGCGAGGCUAGCCUGCGAAUCGGUCGCAAUCCAACCAGGGAUCCAGAGCCGCCGAGGCCCGAAGAUGGCGUCCCUACAACCGCCACCUCAAGUACCGCGCGACGGAGACGGCGCCGAUCCCCCUCCUCCUCCAGCCCCACCCGUCCCCCAGUUCGCCCACGUACCAAUGCGGGCGAUAGGCCUUCGUCCUGGGACGCUGUCCCACCGACCUCUUGAUUUCCUCACCCUCGAGCAGAUCCGCGCCCCCGUCACCUUUCCUUCCCAUCCUUUCCAUCCCCAUCUCUUCCACGACUUCUACUCUAUCCGUCUACUUGCCACCGUCCACCCCCACGCCUCUCUUCGGUCCACUGCUCCCACAUUCUGCUGGCAUCGCCUGCUAUUCAGAG